CAUUAGCAACACACAAAAACACAAACACCACCAAAACCAAAAAAAAUUUUGAAUUUCUCCCAGCCAAAAUUAAUCACAUAAUAAUUCAAAAUUAAACGAAUAUUAAUCUCUAAUUAAUAAUUAUUAUGACUCAACCUCCGGUGCUUCCACCAAACGGCGGAGGUGUACAGGUGCGUUGCGCCGGAUGUCGUAUGAUCUUAACGGUGGGGCCAGGUGUAACCGAAUUCAUUUGUCCUACUCCUACGUGUCAGCUUCCGCAAAUGCUUCCGCCGGAGCUCAUGACCAUCACCGCUUCACCUCCUCCUCUUCUUCUUCCUGCUCCUCCUACUACAACUACUACUAAUACUUCUUCUACUAGAGGCGUUAUGGUUCCCUCUCCCAGCACUCACCUGCAGAAUGUUAAUGUAAAGGCCUUGUCGCACGUGCCGGCUCACGGCAUCGAUCCGACGAAGAUACAGUUACCUUGUGCUAAUUGUAAGGCGAUUCUCAACGUGCCACAUGGACUUGUUCGGUUCUCGUGUCCGCAAUGUGCGGUGGAGUUGGCCAUCGAUAUGUCCAAAGUCAAACAGUUCUUUGCUCCUCCUCCUCCUCCGCCGCGUCCUCUGCCGCCGCCGCCCCCUGAGGAAGUCAACGAGGUAGCCAUUGAAGUGGAGCGAGAAGAAGAUGGAGGUGGCAUGGUGGGAGAAACAUUUACUGAUUAUCGCCCACCAAAACUAUCUAUUGGACCGCCUCAUCCUGAUCCUAUAGUAGAGACAUCCUCCUUAUCUGCGGUACAGCCGCCAGAGCCCACUUAUGAUUUACAAAUCAAGGACGAUUUGGAAAGUUCAAAGGCUUUGUCAUGCUUGCAGAUUGAGACAUUGGUCUAUGCUUGUCAGAGACACCUUCAGCACCUUCCAGAUGGUGUUAGGGCAGGUUUCUUUGUUGGAGAUGGAGCCGGGGUGGGUAAAGGUCGAACCGUUGCAGGGUUAAUAUGGGAGAAUUGGCACCAUGGGAGGAGGAAAGCAUUGUGGAUUUCAGUUGGUUCAGACUUAAAGUUUGAUGCUAGAAGAGAUUUGGACGAUGUCGGUGCUACAUGCAUUAAAGUGCAUGCUUUGAAUAAGUUGCCUUAUUCUAAGCUUGAUUCAAGGUCUCUUGGGAUCAAGGAAGGAGUUGUGUUUUUGACAUAUAGUAGCCUCAUUGCAUCUUCUGAGAAAGGUCGCUCUCGUCUGCAGCAGCUUGUGCAGUGGUGUGGAGCAGGAUAUGAUGGCCUUGUCAUAUUUGAUGAGUGCCACAAAGCUAAAAAUUUGGUACCAGAAGCUGGAAGUCAGCCAACACGCACAGGGGAAGCAGUUCUUGAUAUUCAGGCCCGACUUCCUGAAGCACGUGUUGUUUAUUGCUCAGCAACUGGUGCGUCUGAGCCACGCAAUAUGGGUUAUAUGGUCAGGCUUGGUCUUUGGGGAGCUGGAACAUGUUUUGAUGAUUUCCAGAAGUUUCUAGGUGCUCUUGAUAAAGGCGGUGUUGGAGCGCUAGAACUUGUUGCCAUGGACAUGAAAGCUAGGGGAAUGUAUGUGUGUCGUACUCUUAGCUACAAAGGGGCGGAGUUUGAGGUUAUUGAGGCACCUUUGGAAGCAGAAAUGAUGGAAAUGUAUAAAAAAGCAGCAGAAUUUUGGGCAGAUUUGCGAGUGGAAUUGCUGUCAGCAAUUGCUUUUCUUAAAGAAGAAGAUAGAGCUAAUUAUAGUCAGUUGUGGAGAUUGUACUGGUCAAGUCAUCAGCGUUUCUUUAGACACAUGUGCAUGUCAGCUAAGGUACCUGCUACUGUGAGACUAGCUAAGAAAGCAUUAGCUGAAGAUAAGUGUGUGGUCGUGGGCCUUCAGAGUACUGGAGAGGCUAGGACUGAAGAAGCCGUGACAAAAUAUGGUGUUGAACUUGAUGAUUUUAUUUCGGGGCCUCGGGAGCUGUUGCUGAAAUUUGUGGAAGAAAACUACCCUUUGCCUGAGAAGCCAGAACCCCUCACAGGAGAGGACAGUGUAAAGGAACUUCAACGAAAGCGGCAUUCAGCAUCUCCUGGUGUUUCAUUAAAAGGGAGAGUUAGGAAAGCUGCAAAAUGGAAACCUGCAAGUGAUGGUGAAAGUGAUGAAGAAUCUGACUCUGAUUCUGUGCAUGAAUCUACUGAAUCUGAUGAUGAGUUUCAGAUCUGUGAGAUAUGCAGCGGAGAGGAGGAAAGGAAGAAAUUGCUCCAAUGCUCAUGCUGUGGUCAACUGGUCCAUUCUGGAUGUUUAGUCCCACCUGUCCCGGAUUUAGUACCCAGUGAUUGGUCAUGCCAUUCUUGCAAGAAAAAAACAGAUGAAUAUCUUAAAGAACAACAUAUUUAUCAGACACAAAUGUUGAAGAGGUAUGAAGAGGCUUUGGAACGUAAGUCACAAGUUUUGGAUAUAAUUCGUUCGUUGGAUCUUCCCAAUAAUCCUUUGGAUGAUAUUAUUGAUCAGCUUGGGGGUCCUGAUAGGGUUGCAGAAAUGACAGGGAGACGAGGCAUGCUUGUAAGGGCCUCUAGUGGAAAAGGUGUAACUUAUCAGGCACGAAACACAAAGGAUGUCACCAUGGAAAUGGUCAACAUGCAUGAGAAGCAGCUCUUUAUGGACGGGAAGAAGUUGGUUGCAAUCAUAUCUGAAGCUGGAUCAGCUGGUGUUUCUUUACAAGCUGACAGAAGGGCAGAAAAUCAGAAAAGAAGGGUUCAUAUAACAUUGGAACUUCCUUGGAGUGCUGACAGAGCUAUACAACAGUUUGGAAGAACUCACCGAUCAAAUCAAGCUUCAGCACCCGAAUAUAGGCUAAUCUUUACUAAUCUUGGUGGAGAGCGUCGGUUUGCAUCCAUUGUAGCCAAGAGAUUGGAAUCUCUUGGAGCCUUAACUCAGGGAGACCGCAGGGCUGGACCCUCCUUGAGUGCUUACAAUUAUGAUAGUGCUUUUGGGAAGAAGGCCUUGACGGUGAUGUAUAAAGGAAUAAUGGAGCAGGAUCAUCUGCCAGUUGUACCACCUGGAUGUUCAUCUGAAAAACCAGAAACCAUUGAAGAAUUUCUGACGAAGGCAAAAGCUGCUCUUGUGGCUGUUGGAAUAGUUAGGGAUACAGUUCUUGGUAAUGGAAAAAUAUCUGGUCGUAUAGUUGAUUCAGACAUGCAUGAUGUUGGACGUUUUCUAAACCGGCUCUUAGGAUUGCCACCUGAGAUUCAAAAUAGGCUGUUUGAAUUGUUCAUCAGCAUCUUGGAUCUUCUUGUUCAGAAUGCACGCAUAGAAGGGAGUCUUGAUUCUGGGAUUGUUGAUAUGAAGGCUAACAUUGUUGAAUUACAAGGAACUCCCAAGACUGUUCAUGUUGAUAACAUGUCUGGGGCAUCAACAAUGCUCUUUACUUUUACUCUAGAUCGUGGAAUCACGUGGGAGUCUGCAAGUGCCAUGCUUGAAGAGAAACAGAAGGAUGGGCUUGGUUCGCCAAAUGAUGGUUUCUAUGAAUCUAAAAGAGAAUGGUUGGGGAGGCGUCACUUCAUUUUAGCAUUUGAGAGUGCUUCAGCUUCUGGAAUGUUUAAAAUAGUCCGUCCUGCUGUUGGGGAAUCAGUAAGGGAAAUGACUCUGUCAGAAUUAAAAAACAAGUACAGAAAAAUGACCUCUUUAGAGAAGGCUUGUAGUGGUUGGGAAGAUGAAUACGAAGUUUCAUCCAAACAGUGCAUGCACGGGCCCAACUGUAAGCUUGGCAACUUCUGUACAGUUGGCAGAAGAAUUCAAGAAGUUAAUGUUUUGGGUGGCCUUAUUCUUCCUGUUUGGGGCACUAUCGAGAAAGCCCUUUCUAAGCAGGCCCGCCAAAGUCAUACUGGUAGCUGA
Messenger RNA from Pistacia vera, 3848 nucleotides. RefSeq names its product protein FORGETTER 1-like. Gene Ontology annotation, biological process: regulation of DNA-templated transcription. The record is from RefSeq and is a predicted model, not a curated record. Gene Ontology annotation, molecular function: chromatin DNA binding; histone binding. Gene Ontology annotation, cellular component: nucleus. Bases 126 to 3848 code for a protein of 1240 amino acids. NCBI's taxonomy places the organism in Eukaryota, Viridiplantae, Streptophyta, Magnoliopsida, Sapindales, Anacardiaceae. The transcript is spliced from 31 exons.